This is a messenger RNA of Budorcas taxicolor (takin), 3534 nucleotides long. RefSeq names its product trichohyalin-like. Lineage: Eukaryota; Metazoa; Chordata; Mammalia; Artiodactyla; Bovidae. Bases 1 to 3534 code for a protein of 1177 amino acids. The transcript is spliced from 4 exons. The record is from RefSeq and is a predicted model, not a curated record.
AUGACAGAAGACAAAUUGGCGACCAGAGACCACCUGCAACGGAAGAUGAGAGACUUGGCCCAAGACAGGGAGCAGAGACCAGCUCCAAGACAGGAUGAAAGGAUCCAACACAGAGACCAGAUCCCCUUGUCAAGGGAUGAUGAGGGAAACCCAGUGAGAGACCUGGGUCCUGAACCCCAGAUUGAUGAGAGACACCACCUUAGGGAUCAAAGACCAGAACCCAGGGGUGAUGACAGAAGACAAAUUGGCGACCAGAGACCACCUGCAACAGAAGAUGAGAGACUUGGCAUAAGAGAACAAACCCUACCACCAAGGGAUGAGAGGAGACUCCAAGUAAGAGAGGGGAGACCUGAUCUUGGAAAUGAUGAGAGAACCCAAGAAAGAGAGCAGAGACCAGCUCCAAGACAGGAUGAAAGGAUCCAACACAGAGACCAGAUCCCCUUGUCAAGGGAUGAUAGGAGAAACCCAGCGAGAGACCUGGGUCCUGAACCCCAGAAUGAUGAGAGACACCACCUUAGGGAGCAAAAACCGGAUCCCAGGGGUGAUGACAGAAGACAAAUUGGUGACCAGAGACCACCUGCAACAGAAGAUGAGAGACUUGGCGUAAGAGAACAAACCCUAACACCAAGGGGUGAGAGGAGACGCCAAGUAAGAGAGGUGAGACCUGAUCUUGGAAAUGAUGAGAGAAGCCAAGACAGGGAGCAGAGACCAGCUCCAAGACAGGAAGAAAGGAUCCAGCGAAGAGACCAGAUCCCUUUAUCAAGGGAUGAUGAGAAAAACCCAGUGAGAGACCUGGGUCCUGAACCCCAGAUUGAUGAGAGACACCACCUUAGGGAGCAAAGACCGGAUCCCAGGGGUGAUGACAGAAGACAAAUUGUAAGAGAUGUGAGAACAGAAAUUGCAAAUGAUGAGAGAAGCCAAGACAGGGAGCAGAGACCAGCUCCAAGACAGGAUGAAAGGAUCCAACACAGAGACCAGAUCCCCUUGUCAAGGGAUGAUAGGAGAAACCCAGUGAGAGACCUGGGUCCUGAACCCCAGAUUGAUGAGAGACACCACCUUAGGGAGCAAAGACCGGAUCCCAGGGGUGAUGACAGAAGACAAAUUGGGGACCAGAGACCACCUGCAACAGAAGAUGAGAGACUUGGCGUAAGAGAACAAACCCUACCACCAAGGGAUGAGAGGAGACUCCAAGUAAGAGAGGGGAGACCUGAUCUUGGAAAUGAUGAGAGAAGCCAAGACAGGGAGCAGAGACCAGCUCCAAGACAGGAUGAAAGGAUCCAACACAGAGACCAGAUCCCCUUGUCAAGGGAUGAUAGGAGAAACCCAGUGAGAGACCUGGGUCCUGAACCCCAGAUUGAUGGGAGACAUCUUCUUAGGGAGCAAAGACCGGAUCCCAGGGGUGAUGACAGAAGACAAAUUGGCGACCAGAGACCACCUGCAACAGAAGAUGAGAGACUUGGCGUAAGAGAACAAACCCUACCACCAAGGGAUGAGAGGAGACUCCAAGUAAGAGAUGUGAGAACAGAAAUUGCAAAUGAUGAGAGAAGCCAAGACAGGGAGCAGAGACCAGCUCCAAGACAGGAUGAAAGGAUCCAACACAGAGACCAGAUCCCCUUGUCAAGGGAUGAUAGGAGAAACCCAGUGAGAGACCUGGGUCCUGAACCCCAGAUUGAUGGGAGACAUCUUCUUAGGGAGCAAAGACCGGAUCCCAGGGGUGAUGACAGAAGACAAAUUGGCGACCAGAGACCAUCUGCAACAGAAGAUGAGAGACUUGGCGUAAGAGAAGAAACCCUACCACCAAGGGAUGAGAGGAGACGCCAAGUGAGAGAUGUGAGACCUGAUCUUGGAAAUGAUGAGAGAAGCCAAGACAGGGAGCAGAGACCAGCUCCAAGACAGGAUGAAAGGAUCCAACACAGAGACCAGAUCCCCUUGUCAAGGGAUGAUAGGAGAAACCCAGUGAGAGACCUGGGUCCUGAACCCCAGAUUGAUGGGAGACAUCUUCUUAGGGAGCAAAGACCGGAUCCCAGGGGUGAUGACAGAAGACAAAUUGGCGACCAGAGACCACCUGCAACAGAAGAUGAGAGACUUGGCGUAAGAGAAGAAACCCUACCACCAAGGGAUGAGAGGAGACGCCAAGUGAGAGAUGUGAGACCUGAUCUUGGAAAUGAUGAGAGAAGCCAAGACAGGGAGCAGAGACCAGCUCCAAGACAGGAAGAAAGGAUCCAACGAAGAGACCAGAUCCCUUUAUCAAGGGAUGAUGAGAAAAACCCAGUGAGAGACCUGGGUCCUGAACCCCAGAUUGAUGACAGACAUCUUCUUAGGGAGCAAAGACCGGAUCCCAGGGGUGAUGACAGAAGACAAAUUGGCGACCAGAGACCACCUGCAACAGAAGAUGAGAGACUUGGCGUAAGAGAAGAAACCCUACCACCAAGGGAUGAGAGGAGACGCCAAGUAAGAGAUGUGAGAACAGAAAUUGCAAAUGAUGAGAGAAGCCAAGACAGGGAGCAGAGACCAGCUCCAAGACAGGAUGAAAGGAUCCAACACAGAGACCAGAUCCCCUUGUCAAGGGAUGAUAGGAGAAACCCAGUGAGAGACCUGGGUCCUGAACCCCAGAUUGAUGAGAGACACCACCUUAGGGAGCAAAGACCGGAUCCCAGGGGUGAUGACAGAAGACAAAUUGGGGACCAGAGACCACCUGCAACAGAAGAUGAGAGACUUGGCGUAAGAGAACAAACCCUACCACCAAGGGAUGAGAGGAGACUCCAAGUAAGAGAGGGGAGACCUGAUCUUGGAAAUGAUGAGAGAAGCCAAGACAGGGAGCAGAGACCAGCUCCAAGACAGGAUGAAAGGAUCCAACACAGAGACCAGAUCCCCUUGUCAAGGGAUGAUAGGAGAAACCCAGUGAGAGACCUGGGUCCUGAACCCCAGAUUGAUGGGAGACAUCUUCUUAGGGAGCAAAGACCGGAUCCCAGGGGUGAUGACAGAAGACAAAUUGGCGACCAGAGACCACCUGCAACAGAAGAUGAGAGACUUGGCGUAAGAGAACAAACCCUACCACCAAGGGAUGAGAGGAGACUCCAAGUAAGAGAUGUGAGAACAGAAAUUGCAAAUGAUGAGAGAAGCCAAGACAGGGAGCAGAGACCAGCUCCAAGACAGGAUGAAAGGAUCCAACACAGAGACCAGAUCCCCUUGUCAAGGGAUGAUAGGAGAAACCCAGUGAGAGACCUGGGUCCUGAACCCCAGAUUGAUGGGAGACAUCUUCUUAGGGAGCAAAGACCGGAUCCCAGGGGUGAUGACAGAAGACAAAUUGGCGACCAGAGACCACCUGCAACAGAAGAUGAGAGACUUGGCGUAAGAGAAGAAACCCUACCACCAAGGGAUGAGAGGAGACGCCAAGUGAGAGAUGUGAGACCUGAUCUUGGAAAUGAUGAGAGAACCAAGACAGGGAGCAGAGACCAGCUCCAAGACAGGAUGAAAGGAUCCAACACAGAGACCAGAUCCCCUUGUCAAGGGAUGAUAGGAGAAACCCAGUGA